AUGUCUCUAGACAUAUCGAUAAUUAAGAUAGUUGCCUCCCACCCUUUUCGUCCAAGUGCAACCGGUGGUGGAGGUCGGGAAUCAUAUAGUCUGCUUAACCCAUUGGCGACGCCUCGUCGUCGCCGACCCAUCCAUUACUCUAGCCGUCUAGGCCAUGCUACUCCCAUCCCGACAUCCGCCUUUCCUGUUGACCCGCAGCAACAUCACCUUUGUCCACCUGGAACACGUCCUAUUUCCGUCGGAGCCGAAUCCGGUUCUGGAUCAGUAUCUUCCUCUGGUGCUACAUCUCCCAGGCCCGCUUGCAUACCACGCCACUUGCGUGUCGUUUUGCCCCGGCUUGCCUCAGUUACAAUGCCAGCCAGUCAGCUCAAAUGGGCUGCGCCAAACAGCGUUGAAAACUGUGAUGGUUUCUUCCUCAGUUCCUCAGAGCCAGGUAAUAGCACUUGCAGGAGCGGAUUUAACGGUUCUAGCGCCUCUGGAUGGUCCAGAACCCCACCAUCGUCAACACAUUCAUCGGCUACCGUCAAACUCGCCUCUUGGACGCAUUCACCAUCAGAAUGUAAAAAUCCACUUUAA
Messenger RNA from Protopolystoma xenopodis, 576 nucleotides. NCBI's taxonomy places the organism in Eukaryota, Metazoa, Platyhelminthes, Monogenea, Polystomatidea, Polystomatidae. The record is from the annotation of a GenBank genome assembly.